Molecule: messenger RNA, 1062 nt
Organism: Torulaspora globosa
Lineage: Eukaryota; Fungi; Ascomycota; Saccharomycetes; Saccharomycetales; Saccharomycetaceae
Gene: RPF2
Product: rRNA-binding ribosome biosynthesis protein RPF2
Exons: 1
Coding region: 1-1062 (353 amino acids)
Biological process (GO): maturation of LSU-rRNA from tricistronic rRNA transcript (SSU-rRNA, 5.8S rRNA, LSU-rRNA); ribosomal large subunit assembly
Cellular component (GO): nucleolus
Molecular function (GO): rRNA binding
Source: RefSeq, a predicted model, not a curated record
AUGAUUAGAACCGUCAAACCAAAGAAUGCGAGGUCCAAGAGGGCUCUCAAAGAAAGAGAGUCUAAAUUGGUUGAAAACGUCAAACAGGCGCUUUUCAUCCCAGGGCAAACAUCUUCGAAGCUUUUGCACGAUGUGAUGGUGGACCUGGGUGCUUUGAAGAAACCAGAUAUCAAAAGAUUUGGUAAAAAUAACAAUAUUCGUCCCUUCGAGGAUCAUACGCCUUUAGAGUUCUUCAGCGAAAAGAACGACUGCUCGUUGAUGGUCCUAGCGACCAGUUCCAAAAAGCGUAAGAAUAACCUGACGUUCGUACGUACAUUUGGUUAUAAAGUUUAUGACAUGAUUGAACUGCUCAUCGCGGAAAAUUACAAGCUACUGUCGGAUUUUAGGAAGCAAACCUUUGCCAUCGGCAUAAAGCCGAUGUUUUCCUUCCAGGGUUCAGCGUUUGACACUCACCCCGUUUACAAACAUGUGAAAUCGCUGUUCUUGGACUUCUUCAGAGGAACCGUGACAGAUCUGCAGGAUGUGGCAGGUCUGCAAUAUGUGAUAUCUGUGACGAUUCAAGGUGACUUUCAAGACGGUGAGCCGCUACCUAAUGUUUUGUUUCGUGUGUACAGAUUGAGAAGCUACAAAAGUGAGCAAGGCGGGCGUAAGUUGCCUAGAGUUGAGUUGGAAGAGACUGGUCCCCGUCUCGAUUUCAAGAUCGGUAGGAUCCACUCACCAUCUGCUGAGAUGGAGAAGGAAGCAUUCAAGAAAGCUAAACAGUUAGAAAUGAAGACGCCCAAGAACGUCGAGACUGACCUGAUGGGUGACAAGCUGGGGAGAAUACAUAUGGGUAAGCAAGAUCUCGGGAAACUGCAGACAAGAAAGAUGAAGGGUUUGAAAUCCCGAUUCGAUCAGGACGACCAAGACGAGAUGGAGGAUUACAUAAAUGAUAAUGAGGAAGGGCUGAAUCAUGUCAAACGCGACAACGAUGAAGUCGAUGACGACACAUACGGUGAAGAUUUCGUCACUGCACCAGAUAUCGAAGAAGAUCAGCCAGCCGCCAAGAAACAAAAGAAAUAG